This is a messenger RNA of Galendromus occidentalis (western predatory mite), 547 nucleotides long. RefSeq names its product blocked early in transport 1 (gene Bet1). The transcript is spliced from 2 exons. Lineage: Eukaryota; Metazoa; Arthropoda; Arachnida; Mesostigmata; Phytoseiidae. The record is from RefSeq and is a predicted model, not a curated record. Bases 4 to 324 code for a protein of 106 amino acids.
ACGAUGGAGGACGAUCGGAUGAACUCGGAGAAUCAACGGCUGACCGAACACCUCGCAGGUCAGAUAAGCCAGUUGAAAAGUCUCGCUUACGACAUAGAGGAUGAAGCCAAAGAACACAACAGAUACCUCGACGGCAUGGGAUGGAAUUUCGAGUCCACCCGGAACCUCAUGAGCGGGGGUACGAAUCGUAUUCAUAAGUUACUCGGAUCAGGAAGAGGUAAUCGUCGAGUGAUGUGCUACAUCAUCGCUGGAGUCGUGGUUUUCGGACUGAUUUUCUUCUACUUGGCCGGGAGGGUCACGUCCCAAGAAGCCGCGAGGGAUUGAAAUCCGGCACGGGUCUACACGCUACGUUUUCAAGCGCAACUACUCCCUCGCUACUACACCUGCACACUUAACGUGUCCUCCACCGUCAAUAUAUGUAUGAGUAUAUAGUUACAAGGUUAUGCAAAUCAAUCACGCGGUCGAAACGAGUGGUGUUUGUUCUGCGGCAUCGUCUCCAGAUGUCCCUGAGUGGUUCUCACCAAUAAACGGAUAGGUUGUGAUUAUC